Molecule: messenger RNA, 585 nt
Organism: Arachis stenosperma
Lineage: Eukaryota; Viridiplantae; Streptophyta; Magnoliopsida; Fabales; Fabaceae
Product: TMV resistance protein N-like
Exons: 2
Coding region: 1-585 (194 amino acids)
Biological process (GO): signal transduction
Source: RefSeq, a predicted model, not a curated record
AUGUUUGUUGAUGAAGCAGAUACUUGUGUGAUCUUCGAUAAUUUUUGCAAGGAAGAGGAUAUGGCUGCGCAUGCUUCUUUUGAGAUUAUUAAGUAUGAUGUCUUCCUUGGCUUCAGAGGCACAGACACUCGCCGUGGUUUUCUCAGCCAUCUGCGCAAGGCUUUAGAGGACAAGCACAUCAAGACAUACGUGGAUUACAUGCUCAGAGAAGGAAUUGAAAUAUUGCACUCACUCCUUGCAGCCAUUGAACAAUCAGAAAUUGCUUUGAUCAUAUUCUGCCAGGAUUAUGCAUCUUCCCAAUGGUGUUUGGAAGAACUAGCCAAAAUAUUGGAAUGCAGGAAACAAAAUGGUCAAAUUAUAAUACCUAUUUUCCAUAAUGUAGACCCAUCAUGGGUGCGCCGCCAAAAGGAAAGUUAUCACCAUGCGCUUGCUAAUCAUGAGGUGAGGUUUGCAGACAGGGUGCAAAUCUGGAGAGAUGCUCUCAAGGAAGCUGCCAACUUGUCUGGAUUCCAUUCACCGUCAUCAAGCUUCAGGAACGAUGCUGACCUUGUUGAUGAAAUUGUCAAAGUGUCUUACAAAGGUUAA